Harmonia axyridis is the source of this 1734-nucleotide messenger RNA. RefSeq names its product angio-associated migratory cell protein. Bases 209 to 1318 code for a protein of 369 amino acids. The transcript is spliced from 2 exons. Gene Ontology annotation, molecular function: protein binding. The record is from RefSeq and is a predicted model, not a curated record. NCBI's taxonomy places the organism in Eukaryota, Metazoa, Arthropoda, Insecta, Coleoptera, Coccinellidae.
UGACAUAACCUUCAACAAAGAAAGUUUAACCUUACUUAAUUUUGUAUCAUGUAGUGCAUUACUACAUUAUACUUUUAAUUUCCUGAUUUGACAAAGAAGUAUUCACUACUGAAUCAACUUAGUACAACCAGUAACUUUCGAACUUCUUGAGAGUUAAAUUUUAUUUCAUAAUAUUACACAGAUUUGUCCUCAACAGUAGUAAUUAAUCAUGGAUCAAGAAAAUUUUGACUUCGAGCUUCCUGAAGACCUUCAAGAUGUAGAGAUAAUUUAUUGCGAUAACGAAGAAGAAUUUGAUGAAGCAGGAGAUGUUGAAGGCGAGUAUGAAGAAGUUGAAGAUUUAUCUAUUUACACAUUUGCAAAGCACGAAAAGAGUGUUUUUGCUAUUGCUGUCAGUCCAGAUGAUAAAUAUAUAGUUACGGGAAGUGAAGAUGACAUGGCUUAUGUUUGGGAUGUGGAAACAAAGGAAAUCUUGAUAACAUGUAGUGGACAUAAUGAUUCGGUCACUCAAGUAGGUUUCAAUCAUAAUGGAAAAUAUGUGUCGACUGCUGAUAUGAGCGGAAUGAUUCAAGUAUGGAAUAUGGAGGACAGAAAUUUGGUUUGGGGCAAUGAAAUGGAAGAUUUAGAAUGGCUUCAAUGGCAUCCUGUAGCUAAUGUACUUAUUGGUGGAUAUAAUUCUGGAUUAAUUCACAUUUGGCAGGUUCCUGGUGGAAAUUUCAAGACACUUCCUUCUCAUGGUCAGAUUUCAUCAUGUGGCAAAAUAUUACCAGAUGGUGUAAGAUUAGUUGCAGGUUAUGGUGAUGGUCAAGUAAAAUUAUGGGAUAUGAAGACAACAAGUCUUUUAUGGAAAAUAACUGUCAGUAAUGAUGCUAUAACAGCUUUGGACCUAAAUUCAGACGGAACACUUCUUGGAAUCGCUCCCGUAUCCCAACUUGUACUUACUUCUGAUGGUCGUGGUGUUGUGAAUUUGAAGUCUGAUGAUAAAAAUGAUGUGGAAGGUAUAUUAAUCAGUUCUGAACUUGGGGUCAUUGUCACUGGCUCAAUUUCUGGAGAAAUAUGUUUGUGGAAUCUUGCCAAGCAUAUUUUGAGGCACAAAAUAAAUAUUGGUUGUGCAGUUACAGUUAUUAAACUAGGACGAAAUGGUAACAUAUUCAUAGGAGCUACAGGUGGUUCUAUAUAUGAAUGCGAUGUUGUGAGUGGAACGAUAACAAAAGUUCUAACUGGACAUGUUGAUGAUAUUCUUGAUAUCGCUGUUCCAAAGUCAGGAAAUAAAAUUAUUUCUGCAUCUGAUGAUGGAUCUGUGAAAAUUUUUAACAUUUGAUUUCAAUCAGGAGAAUUGAAGAGAAAGAUAUGUAAAUUAUGAUAUUCAGUAAGAAAUGUAACAACCUACAUUAUAUUCAAGUUUUUCCCAUGUGGAUUAUGUUGAAUUAAUUAAAUCCAAUUUUUAUGAUAUUGUUCAAAAUUUCAUUAAUAAUUUCAUAAAAUGUACAAAGUUAUUGUUUUGCGAAAUUCGAAAAUUUUAAUGAUCUUAUUUUAUUGAACUGAUAUGAAUUAUUCUAAUAACAGUAAGUUGUUGGAAGUAGCUACUUCAAAAUAUAAAAUUUAUAUGAUUCAAAUCAAGUUUAAUUAAUUCAUCAACAUUGUAUAAAUGAAUUAUAUUGUAAUAAAAAAAAAUUAUAAUUAAAAAGAAACGUUUCACUGUGAUAACACAUUCAAAUGAAAAUAAAACAUUUUGAG